Molecule: messenger RNA, 1838 nt
Organism: Desarmillaria tabescens
Lineage: Eukaryota; Fungi; Basidiomycota; Agaricomycetes; Agaricales; Physalacriaceae
Exons: 3
Coding region: 305-1666 (453 amino acids)
Source: RefSeq, a predicted model, not a curated record
CCCGCACUCGCAUUGAAAAUUGAAACACAUGGACCCUUCAACUUGUGUCUGUCUGAACCGGAAGGGCUAUGCAAGUUUACGACAACGUUGAUAUUGCGUUCCUGUCGUCCAACUAGAAUCCGUCGAACUGUUCACGAGUCUGCCAGGUUCUCUUCCAUUGCUGCACGAGCCACACGCAGUCGCGUAAGAGGGGCUCAGCACUGCCAUUCUACCCCAGAUCAUAUCAGUUUCAUCAAACGUGCCAGUUGCUUUUGACGACCACCACUGCACAGCGAGCACUACGAGCUACAGCUCUAGUUAGGAAAUGGCACCAUCCCACUCGUUGUCCUGGUCUCAAAGCAACCUUGAAGAGGACCUUGACCUGCCGCCGUCUUAUCAAUCAGUGCUGAAUGCAGACCUUGGUGAAUCAUCAGCGUUUGCAUUGGUGCAACAUCGCGAUGCUCCUCUUCCGCCUCUUCCGCCGGCUGAGCCGAUCGCAUCCGAGCCGGCAUCGCUGCCUAGUCCACGCCCGACACCUUCCCAGCCGACAAUGCCGGAACCAAUCACUUACCCGCCGACCCCCCGCCCUCGACGUGAUCGUCGGGCCGAUACGGUUAACCGUGUCACCUCCCGGCCUUCCCCACCAGUACACCCACGUCGACGUAAUAGCACACGAAGUCCUCAAGUGCCCGAACCUAUUCGCGAGCGACGGCGGAGGCGAACUGCACACCCUAAUGCCCAACGAUCUGUCACUGAGCCCGUAUUCCAGACAGCUCGGGUCAGUCCUGGCAGAUCCAAUACCGUGCCACGUCGUUCGACCGUUGCACCUCAGCUUGAGUCCCCUUCACCUCUUCUGCGCACCUCCAACGAGCUCCUACUUCGUACACAGCAACGCCAGUCCCGCUUUUUCGCGUCCAAGUCCAAGACAGAACGAGAGCUUCGUGAGGCGAUCAAGGAGAUCGUACCACAGCUCGUUGAGGGAGAAGAAGGCGUGCUGGCCGUCCUGGAGAAUGCCUGCAAGUUAACCGGCGGUAAACUCACUCUGGGCAGUGUCCUGAGGGAUCGGAGUGGAAAGGUUCAAUGCGGUAGUCUCAGCAAGAACGCAUCCACGGCGUCGUUGAAAAGGAAGGACUCGAACCGUUGCUUGCUAUUUGCUGCUGUGAAGAAUGUGAGAGGCGAUGGAAUCUUGAGGGCUUUGCUCUUGCAUGCAGCUCCAAUACCCGCUGUUUCACCCACGAUGGAGGAUAUCAAGCUCGCAUGUCUCCUUCGUGGCGAAGGCAACCCCUUCUUUCAGAAAAUUCGCGGGUGGAUAGGGUUCAGACCGCUUGUCAAUGUCAUCGAACAAGGCGAUGCAGAAGGGUUCCAAGCUCAGUUCGAUUGGGAUGGCGGAGACGUCGAGUUCAUUGCGCGAGGCCGACUUUGGUCUCUCUCACAUCAGACUCAGCCAGCACCAAGGGUGAUUCUGUCGCUCCUAUCAGAGUCCCCGCCGACGUGGUUCGAUGGUCAUCUUGUCACUCCCAAGGCGGAAGUGCCGCUGCGAUCAACGGCACAGCUUAUCCCUGACCACCGCGGUCGUGGUAAGGAUAUUCUUAGUGUCCCGUGUACGGGCAAACUUGGCCGAGGAAGAUGUUAUAUUGAGGCGAGGCUGGAAAAGCCUCGGGACGAUGGGUGGUGUGUUAUAUGCUAGUCGCGAUUGGACUCAAUCACGGUGGACGUAUUAUACGAUACCGGACUUUCACUUUCGCUCAUUCAAGAGUUCGUCAUACAAUGAUGUACACUUGUCCUAGCAGGAUUAUGGACCAGUAAAUCUAUUUGGGGUAGUGUUACAGAAGUACAAACGGUGCUACAGUAGUGCAGAA